Oreochromis aureus is the source of this 2514-nucleotide messenger RNA. RefSeq names its product sphingomyelin synthase 2b (gene sgms2b). Bases 435 to 1583 code for a protein of 382 amino acids. Gene Ontology annotation, cellular component: endoplasmic reticulum membrane; Golgi membrane. The record is from RefSeq and is a predicted model, not a curated record. Gene Ontology annotation, molecular function: sphingomyelin synthase activity; ceramide cholinephosphotransferase activity. The transcript has 7 exons. Gene Ontology annotation, biological process: ceramide biosynthetic process; sphingomyelin biosynthetic process. NCBI's taxonomy places the organism in Eukaryota, Metazoa, Chordata, Actinopteri, Cichliformes, Cichlidae.
CGUGCUCUUGGGCGGUUUCGCGAUGCGGGCGGAAGCAGCCUCACCAUAUUUGUAGUCAAAACUAGCGACGUGGGGAGGCGGGGCGGAGUUUCUCACCAGCACAGAGGCUCGUGAGGAUGAACGUCGGUGUCAGUUAACCAGAAGGAGGAAGAGGAGAAGAGGAGGAGGUGAAGAAGUGGAGGGAAAGGUGACAUAAAGGUAGUUUGGGGCUAACGCGGUUUAUGCUGGUUACCUGCUGUCUCUGUGACAUCACUGCAAAUACUGUCGUUAAUACCACCUGGUUUGCAGACCAAGGAGCUGAAUCACUGCUGACAAUCUGACUUAUCUUACUUCACAAACUGACAAUUUGACACAGAAGCUCACUCUUGUGAGUGGUUGAAGAAUUCAUUAAACUUUUUCACACAGAUCAGAGAACUUAUUUGCCAAAGACUUCAAUGGCGGCAUCAGAACUGAUACAGGAAGAUGAUGAUAACUGCAUAGAAGUGAUUUCAGCAGAUUCGCCUUCACCUCCUCAGUCUACUAAGGUGCCCAACCAUAACCCAACCCACCACAUCUCCCGGGCACCUCCUUCUGAGGACGUUCUCGAUGGUGAUGGUGAUGGCAAAUGCAAACGUGAGCGCAGAAAAAUUACUGAAGUGCUGAAAGAGAACCAGCUGAUAAACUCGCUGUGCAACAAGAUCCGGCAACGCUGCGACUACGACCAGAUAACCAAGGAGUCAGACAACCCUCUCCCUAAAGAGUGGUGGAAAACGGGUGUGUCCUUUAUUUACGCCUUCUUCGCCCUGGUGUUAAACGCUGUCAUAAUCGUUAUCAUCCACGAGCGGGUGCCAGACACGUCUGUGAGUCCGCCGCUUCCUGACAAGUUCUUCGACUACAUUGACAGAGUGCCCUGGGCCUUCAAAGCAACAGAGGCCUGUGGCUUGACUCUCUGUGGAUUGUGGUUGGUCCAGUGGCUGGCACUUAAACACAGAGCGAUCGUGGCUCGGCGGUGUUUCUUCAUGAUUGCGACGCUCUACCUGUAUCGCUGCAUCACCAUGUACAUCACCACCCUGCCGGUACCUGGAAAACACUUAGAGUGCGCGCCAAAGCUCUACAACGAUGUGACGGAAAAAAUGUGGCGGAUUCUCCGGAUGGUCUCAGGAGGAGGUUUGAACGUGACCGGCUCUCACAUCUUGUGUGGAGACUAUUUGUACAGCGGUCACACCAUCAUGCUGAGGCUGUCCUACCUCUUCAUCAAGGAGUACUGCCCCCCCAGGUUCUGGUGGUAUCGUUGGUUCUGCUUUUUCCUGAGCAUAUUUGGACUCAUCUGCAUCCUCCUUGGCCACGAACACUACAGCAUUGACGUGGUGGUUGCAUACUUUGUCGUCAACUGGACCUUCCGGUGGUACUACGCCAUGCUGGAAUCACAUGUACACAAUCAGGAACCCAACAAGUACCUGACUAGGACCUGGUGGAACCGGAUCUUCAAAUUCCUGGAAGGGAACGUCAAGGCCACUGUCCCCGUUGAGUUUGGGUGGCCGGUGCCCAUCCCUACUACCUCAUGCAGACGGAGAUACAGUAUAGUGGACAGGUAUGAUAGUUAAGUGAGGACUAAGAGGAGGGGAGAUAAGUGACCUGAUGACAGCAGCAUCUGUCCUCCCUGACUCCUAAAGAAGACAAAUGGACAGAGGUGGACAUGAGACUUUACUUUCAGGUUAUUUAUUUAUUGGAAUCAGCAUUUUUGUAUUGAGGAAGAGGACUCACAGGAGGAAGAGACAGUGCGUUUAUAUUAUUAACAUCAUCUGGUAUAGAGUCAUUAAAGUUGGUGCCGCUAGCUACAUGCUAGCUCUUUAUCAGAAACAACAUUUUUAAUGUCUUCAGCAUCCAUGAUGUAAACCUGCCAACAAGAAAAAACACUGUUCUUUUGUAAGCUAGUCUGAGAGUGGUGCCAAAGCUAAACCUCUAAGCUGUGUUGUAUUUUCAGUCUGCAUUGUUGCUAACUGUGCUAACUAUAUAUUUGGGGUAUACUUAAGGAAAAUGAAGCUGCACAUACAAAAGAGACUAAAUCUAAACUAGCUGUGUUGUUGUUUCUGGAUGUGCAACCUCCCACAAAAUAAAACCCUUAAGUAUUACAGUUCAUUCUGGCUGUGGUGGUUUACAGUGGUUUGACUUCAAAUUCUCAGUGCUAGCUCCAGGCAGGUCCUUAUCAGUGUGAAUUAAUGUGUUCUUGUAGCUUUAUGUUCUUGAUUGUUGUUGUUGUUUAAGUUAUGUUUUCAAGUCUGAAUGUUAAGUGUUAAGGCACUGAGUUAAUGGUGGGUUUUUUAAAAAACAAUGCCAUAUCAAUCAGUGAAAGAAAACCUUCCUGCAAACUUUGAUUCUACCUAAUGUACCUAGUAAAGCGUUAAUAAUGAAGGUCGUUGUGCCAUAAAGCUCCACAAUUUUAUAAAAAUGUUUCUUCACAUUUUGCUCAUGUUGACUUGAACACACUGCCACAAUCACGUUUGCUUUGAUAAUAAAAGAUUUAUUUUGAGCACA